Molecule: messenger RNA, 1441 nt
Organism: Prunus dulcis (almond)
Lineage: Eukaryota; Viridiplantae; Streptophyta; Magnoliopsida; Rosales; Rosaceae
Product: U-box domain-containing protein 28-like
Exons: 1
Coding region: 89-1324 (411 amino acids)
Biological process (GO): protein ubiquitination
Molecular function (GO): ubiquitin protein ligase activity
Source: RefSeq, a predicted model, not a curated record
CCCAAGUUGCACUUUCUUCCAAAACUCAAAGCUCUCUGUGACUCUCUGAGCUCUGAGCAGCAAAAGACCAACCAGCGAACUUCAGAAAAUGGUGAGGGACGAACUGUACAUAACCGUACCGAACCUCUUCCGGUGCCCAAUCUCAAUGGACGUGAUGAGGUCUCCCGUAAGCCUCAGCACCGGCGUCACAUACGAGCGCACCAGCAUCCAGCACUGGCUCGAAUCCGGCCACGACACCUGUCCCGCCACCAUGCAAAUCCUCCAGUCCAAGGACUUCGUCCCCAACCUCACUCUCCGCCGUCUGAUCAACCUCUGGGCCCAAUCCCACGGCCCCGCCUCGCCGGCCUCACCUCCUUCUCUCUCAUCCCAACAGCUCACCUCCCUCGUCCAGUAUCUCGAAACGGAGAACGAGAAAUUCAACCAGAGUCUACUCCACUCGUUGUCGAAGAUGGUCGAUUUCGCGAAAGCCGGUGACGAGAACCGGAAGUUUUUGGCGAAUUUCAACGGUUUCGUUCCCGCCAUUGUUGGGGUUCUGAACAGAGAAGGCGUCGAAAUCGAGGUUCUCGAAUCGGUAAUUAGGGUUUUGGAUUUGAUAUUGCCUCAAAAUGGAGUCAAAGAACAAUUGCGCCAAUUGCUUACGAAAAGCAACCGAAAUUGCCUCUCUUCGAUUCGAUUGCUGUUGCAGAAAGGCAGCCUGAGCUCGAAGAUCGAAUCCGCCAGGGUUCUGGAUUCGAUCGCGCUCGAGGCCGAGUCGAAACGAUUAAUCGCAGAGAAAGAAGGCUUAUUGUCCGUACUAAACGAUCUAUUGAGCUCAGAAACCGAUCAGAACCUACACGGCGUCGUUUUCUCAUGCUUAGCAUCCGUGUCAGUGACUCGUACAGUUAAAGCGGAACUCGUCCGGUUCGGACUCGUCCGAGUCAUCACAACAACGCUCUUAAACCCCGACACUACCAUCUGGCUAGCGGAAAAGUGUUUAAAGCUUUUGUCCACGAUUGCCACGUGUGCGGAGGGCCGGUCCGCGAUAAGCGAGGAGGAGAAAUGCGCAGCCGCAGUGGCGGAGAGGCUGAUGAAGGUGUCACGGUCGGCGACGGAGGACGGCUUGGCGGUGUUGUGGAGUGUGUGUUGCAUGUUGGGGGAUAAGAGGGCUAGAGAGAGUGUGAUGAGGAGCAAUGGGGCGGCAAAGGUGUUGUUGGUGAUGCAAAGUGGAUAUGGGGAGGGGAAUUUUGUGAGGAGGAUGUGUGGGGAUUUGAUUAAAGUUUUGAGUGUUGGGUUGGGGUUGGGGUUGAGCUACGACACCAAAACUUUACAUAUCAUGCCUUGUUGAAAAUGUUGUUGAUUGUAUUGUAUUGGGAACUUUUACUUGAUGAUUUGGAUCAUUUUUUCGGAUUGUGGAUUGGAUGGGAAAAUUAAUACAAGAAAAGGGAAAUUCUUUUUGUUCUUU